This is a messenger RNA of Castor canadensis (American beaver), 2954 nucleotides long. NCBI's taxonomy places the organism in Eukaryota, Metazoa, Chordata, Mammalia, Rodentia, Castoridae. The record is from RefSeq and is a predicted model, not a curated record.
CGGGGCGCCCUGACUGGCGGGCUGGCGGCUUGGGGGCGGAAGGUCGCACGGCACCGGCCAUCCGGCGGGGACCGGGAAGGCUGUGGGGCCCGGCGGGGAGGAGGUUCGGAGUUUGCAGAUCCAGGAUCGGCCGGAGAUGUGGACUCAGAGACUCCCAGAGGCGAUGUGACCUCCCCACAAGGGUCAGAGGUGGAGCUCGACGACUGAUGUGUUUUUCCACUCCACGUCGGGGCCAAGUGGAUUGUCACUGACUCCACUUGGAGUCUUUCAAAAAACAGCCAGAAGAGUCUUGAGCUCCCAUCAACAGGCCACUGGAGCUGCCAGCACUUUGGAACUGAACUUGUGGAAGGGAAGCAAGGGUGAGCGUCAGGCCCUGGGGGGCCGAUGGCCGGCAGAUGGCGGGAUCCACACUGGGCGCUGAGUGCACUCUCUGUACCACUGAUGAUGGGAACAGUGUCCGGAGCCAGGGGCACAUCAACAGGGCUCCACAUUACCCCCCUGUUUGCAGCCUCAGGUGUGAACCAGACCCCCAUGGCAGAUUGUCGCACCGUGUGUGGCUUGAAUGUCUCUGACCGCUGUGUCUUCAUCCGAACCAACCCUGACUGCCACAGCUCGGGGGGGUUCCUGGACUACCUUGAAGGCAUCUUCUGCCACUUCCCAUCCAACCUCCUCCCUCUGGCCGUCACCCUCUAUGUGUUCUGGCUGCUUUACCUGUUUCUGAUCCUGGGAGUCACCGCGUCAAAGUUUUUCUGCCCUAACUUGUCGGCCAUUUCUACUACGCUUAAACUCUCUCACAACGUAGCUGGUGUCACCUUCCUGGCGUUUGGGAAUGGCGCUCCUGACAUCUUCAGUGCCAUGGUGGCUUUCUCAGACCCCCGCACAGCCAGCCUGGCCAUCGGGGCUCUGUUUGGUGCGGGCGUGCUGGUCACCACCGUGGUGGCUGGAGGUAUCACCAUCCUGCGUCCCUUCAUGGCUGCCUCCAGGCCCUUUCUCAGGGACAUCGCCUUCUACAUGGUGGCUGUGUUCCUGACCUUCACUGCGCACCGUGGCAGGGUCACGCUGGUGUGGGCCCUGGGUUACCUGGGCUUGUAUGUGUUCUACGUGGUCACUGUGAUUGUCUGCACCUGGAUCUACCAGUGGCAGCGGAGCCAGUCCCUUGUCUACUCCAUGCCGGGGACUCCGGAGAUGCUGCCUGACUCAGAGGACGAUAAAUUAUCUUCCAACACCAGCAGCUAUGACUACGGCGAUGAGUACCGGCCGCUGUUCUUGUACCAGGAGACCACGGUUCAGAUCCUGGCUGGGGCCCUGAACCCCCUGGAUUAUAGGAAGUGGAGAAACCAGUCUGUGUCCUGGAGGCUCCUGAAGGUGUUCAAGUUGCCCGUGGAGUUCCUGCUGCUCCUCACUGUGCCCGUCGUGGACCCGGACAAGGAUGACCGGAACUGGAAACGGCCCCUCAACUGUCUGCAGCUGGUCCUCAGCCCCCUGGUCGUGGUUCUCACCCUGCAGUCAGGCAUCUAUGGUGUCUACGAGAUCGGUGGCCUCCUUCCCGUCUGGGCCGUGGUAGUAAUCGUGGGCACAGCCCUGGCCUCGGUGACCUUUUUUGCCACAUCCAACAGUGAGCCCCCCAGACUACACUGGCUCUUCGCUUUCCUGGGCUUCUUCACCAGCGCCCUGUGGAUCAACGCGGCCGCCACAGAGGUGGUGAACAUCUUGCGGUCUCUGGGCAUCGUCUUCAGGCUGAGCAACACCGUGCUGGGACUCACGCUGCUGGCCUGGGGCAAUAGCAUCGGAGAUGCCUUCUCGGAUUUCACCCUGGCCCGCCAGGGCUACCCACGGAUGGCCUUCUCUGCCUGUUUUGGUGGCAUCAUCUUUAAUAUCCUCGUGGGAGUCGGGCUGGGCUGCCUGCUGCAGAUUGUGCGGAGCCACGCAGAGGUGAAGCUGGAGCCAGACGGACUGCUGGUGUGGGUCUUGGCUGGUGCCCUGGGACUCAGCCUUGUCUUCUCCUUGCUCUCAGUACCACUGCAGUGCUUCCAACUGAGCAAGGGCUACGGCUUCUGUCUGCUCUUCUUCUACGUCAGCUUCCUUGUCGUGGCCCUACUCACGGAAUUUGGGGUGAUUCACCUGAAAAGUUUGUGACCAAAGCCGCCUAUGGGUGUGCAGGUGGCAUUGAGGGGAGACCCGGAUAUGGGCACUUUCGGCAGACCCCACAUGGCUCCCACUGGAGUGCUGGCUAACAGAGCUCCGGAGUGGCUACUGUGUGAGGUCAGCAGCUGAGAACUGCCCGGCACCCAGCAGCCUUGGUGCUGGGACUUUGCUGGAGACAGUUCCAGACAGAAGCUGGAGGACCUGGAGUGAUGCAGCGUGAGAUGAGCUGGGAUGGGGCGAGGGGCUGGGUCCGGUCAGGGCUCCAGGCACCUGGAGGGAGGCCCUGCCCAGUCUCCCCUGCCGGGCUUCAGGCCACACUGCACUUCUGAGGCCCCCCACUGCCCUGAGUGACUGCCAAGGGCUGAGAGCGAGCGAUGGAGCUGCACCAUCGAUGCAAGCAGUACUUGGGCUGUACCUGACGUAGUUCCCUAGUUGCUGCAUUAAUAAAACCAAGGCAGGCAAAACAUGGUAGCAUGUUAUUGAGCCCAGUGGCUCAAAAACCCCUCUGCAUGGCCCUGCCACGAGUGGUUACUGUGUUGGACAGUGGCCUUGGCCUCAGAUCUAGAACUGCAUGCAGAGCCCCAGGUCCCCCAGGUACAAAACUGGAGCCAGGCUGGGCUGUGCGCCUACUUCAGUGGGGGCCUGGGCGGUCAAGUCACUGCGAGCUCUGGGGACAGGAAGAACCCCAGGGGCCUGCUUGCCGCCAGGGUUACCCCGCCUUGCUUUUCAAUAAGCAUUGUUUGACCGACUGCCUUCUGCUGUUAGGAAGGAAAAGGGGUUCAGCUGUCUUUUUUCCAAGCAAAAAAGAU